AUGGCUUUUUCCUUAGCAGCUUUUGAGGUUUCUCAUAACCUUUGUUAUGAUACCUCAUCUCAUAAUCAACUCAAAGAUCCUACGAGGCUCAGUACGAUUGAACUUACAGGAAAUAAUGAUUUUCCUCACACACCUGUAAGUCUAUCUUUUCCUGGAAGGAACUUCUCCUAUUUCUCUUGGAAUGAACCUGAUCUUUAUGUGGAGAGAACCAAUUUGUCUGAGUUAGGAAGCUACCAACCUAGCAAUCCUAUUGUCAAUUCCUUAGCUGCUCAGCUGCAGAACAAUGUGGGUUCUGAUCCAAGCCUAACCAAUGGUGUAAGCACAAGAAGGCCUUUACAUAGGAGCAAACAUACUCCCUACAAAUGUCCUAAGUGCCCCUGUGAAUUUGCAUUCUCUGAAAACCUGGAUGCUCAUAUGACAGAUCACUGUAGGAUAGAAGCUCAAACUAAUUUGAUGAUAAGUUCAGACUCUGCAUCUAGAUGGAUGAACUCUGACAGCCCCAUGGUUCAUUCACAAUUCACCUGGAAUCUAAAAGAUCUAGCAGGGACAGAAGCAUCAUGUUCAAAUUCUGAUGGAGAGACUUCCAACGAGGACGUUGAAAAAGAAGAAAGGGCUUGUGCGAAAGCAUUCCUGCUUGCAAAUAAUGCUGAAAAUGAAGGGCAGCCCACAGCUAAUUUGGAUACAGAAGAUGCUGUUUCGUCUAUUAUCAAGAGCAUCAAGGAAGUAGCCAUUUGA
Messenger RNA from Prunus armeniaca (apricot), 735 nucleotides. Lineage: Eukaryota; Viridiplantae; Streptophyta; Magnoliopsida; Rosales; Rosaceae. The record is from the annotation of a GenBank genome assembly.